UUCCAAGGUGCCCACUGAUAAUAUUCAGUGCCACUGAAUCAGUGGCAAAAGGCAAAGUAUUACUUAUAGUAGGACUGUACCGUCUAUUAUAGUGUAUGCUGUAUAAUGAUAGGCAGAUUACAGUACUACACAGUAUAGAUACCAAUGACAAUACCCAGUAUAAUUUAUUUUGUGGGAUACAGUUAUAUACACUAUACAGCAUACGUUCAAGUAGCAGCCGUUGCAGGUGCAUUUGUAAAUUUGUGAUAAGUUUGUGUUUUUGUGAAAUUAACUUAAUGGUCAUUCAUUUAAUUAUAUAUUUGUAUAAUUAUUUAAGCCCUUCAGCAAUCUAUAAUACUGUUCUAUUGAAACGACGCUCAAAUUUCUAUCUGAAUACAUUUCGCGGAUUUAAUGAUGGAUGAUACCAAAUUUCUUGGCCUGUCAGAAAUGCAGAAUUCUAAUGAAGAAAUGUUUGAUUUUAAUACGUGUGAUGACAGCUUAUCACCAUCACUGUUACAGCAACAGUUUGAUGGAGUCUUUAUAAAUCCAAAUGAUAUCAAUGAAUACUACUUUUCAAUGCCAAUGGAAAAUGGGAGGAUUGUGGAUUUAAAUCUUCCCCAGACGCCUGAAGAAGACCAAGAUAAUCGUGAAACAUGCACAGCUGGUUCUGUAAAAUCAUCACCAACUGGUAUUAUACCUUGCCAGGAUGAAUUUGGUGGUAGUAACAAUUUUGAAGUGAUGUUAGAUUCCAGUUGCCAAUCAUACCGUCAAAAAUGGAAUUAUUCAGUGACACUACAGAAACUUUUUAUUGACAUUAAUAAAGUACUUCUGUUAAAUUUUAAAUGUGAUUUUGACAAGAUUCCCAAUAAUACACACUUAUUUGUACGCGCUAUGCCUAUGUAUAGUUCAGCAGAUUAUUUAAAAGAACCUGUUGAACGUUGCUUACAACAUUUAUCACCAAUAGAUCAGUUUAACAAAGGUUUUACUCAUUUAGAACAUAUUAUACGUUGUGAUAAUGAAAGUACAACCUAUCAUAUAGAUGAAGUUAGUAAGCGUAAAAGUGUAGUUACACUUUUAUCUAGACCUGAACAUGGGUCAGAUAGCACUAGAUUAUCCUAUAGAUUUGUAUGCAAGACUUCUUGUAUUAGUGGAAUGCAACGUCGUCCUAUAAUUGUAAUAUUCACAUUAGAAGAUUACACUGGCCAAGUGCUUGGCCGACGUGUACUUCCAGUAAAAAUUUGUUCUUGUCCUAAAAGAGACAUGGUUCGUGAAGAAAAAGAUACUCAUUUAGAAAAAAAUAUGGUAUUUCGUCGAACAAAGAAGUGCAUUUCACAAGAAAUUAACCAUAAUAAAAAUCACCAUCAUCAUAGUGAUAGUGACCUUCCACCAUCUAAGAUUAUUAAAUUAGAAUCCUCAACAUCAACAGAAAAUAUAACUGAUACUACAUACGCAUUACCAAUAAAUUAUACAACCAAAACAAAGGAGCACUAUAAAAUAAUAUUAGAAGGUAUAUACUCUGUAAUUACUGGAGUGUCUUCUCUUCACAAUAUUACAGACACACAACCAUUACUUAAAGACUUAAAAUCUAGGUUGGACAACCUAAAAUAAUUUCUGUUUCUUUGUAAAUUUUGUUAUAUUAUAGACUUUAAUCAUUUUUUUUUACACCUCAUUGAUUUAUAUUGAUGAAUAAAUACCUAUGCUUUUUUUUUU
This is a messenger RNA of Aphis gossypii (cotton aphid), 1689 nucleotides long. Its product is annotated as cellular tumor antigen p53-like. The record is from RefSeq and is a predicted model, not a curated record. Gene Ontology annotation, biological process: apoptotic process; regulation of transcription by RNA polymerase II. Gene Ontology annotation, cellular component: nucleus. Gene Ontology annotation, molecular function: DNA-binding transcription factor activity, RNA polymerase II-specific; RNA polymerase II cis-regulatory region sequence-specific DNA binding. NCBI's taxonomy places the organism in Eukaryota, Metazoa, Arthropoda, Insecta, Hemiptera, Aphididae. The transcript is spliced from 8 exons. The coding region runs from base 391 to 1587 and encodes 398 amino acids.